Prunus mume (Japanese apricot) is the source of this 1207-nucleotide messenger RNA. The record is from RefSeq and is a predicted model, not a curated record. Lineage: Eukaryota; Viridiplantae; Streptophyta; Magnoliopsida; Rosales; Rosaceae.
AAUUUUUAUAAUAGAAACACUUAUAAGUAUUAGUACUUCCUAAAGAAGCAAUCCUAGGAUCUUUGAUCAACCAAAAAAAAAACACUUCUAAGAUAUUUGCUUAACUUCCAAACAAAACCAUGUCUCUCUCCAAACCCUAGAAUAAUUGUAAUUCUCGACCCAAUAAAUAAAAUAACCCCUUGCCUCCAUUGUUUCUGGAUUUUCUCUCACUUUCUCUCUCGUUUCGCCGGCCAAAUUCUCCCCCUCGUACUCUUCCGGGGCGAUUGGAUCUGAGUGUUUUUUUAAUUACAAAUUUAUCCGGUCCCAUUAAUCCGGAAGAGAAGCCUCGAAUUCUUUCUCUCCGCAAUUUCUAGGGUUUUUGGAUCUGAAAAGCUAGGAUUUUCUUGCUUAGUUCGUUAAAGUUAGGGUCUUUUGCUUAUUUUGUUCGAAGUUAGGCCCUUGGUUUUGGUGGUGUUUAUCUUGGAGGAAAUUGAAGGUCUUGGCGGGGCAUCAGAGAGAAGCCUGUGCUGCCAAUGCCAUUAUUGGUUUGGAUAUUGGUAAAUUUUUCGGUGAUUUUUGAUAAACCGAAAAGGUUGAAGUUUUUAGAGCUAGGAAGAAACACCAAUGUCUUGGGCGGGCCCCGAAGAUGUUUACCUCUCCACUUCUCUUGCCAGCUAUCUUGACAAAAAACUUCUUGUGCUGCUCCGAGAUGGUCGGAAGCUUUUGGGGAUUCUUCGUUCUUUUGAUCAAUUUGCCAAUGCUGUUCUCGAGGGUGCAUGUGAGCGAGUCAUUGUUGGUGAACUUUACUGUGACAUCCCUUUAGGUCUUUAUGUAAUCCGUGGGGAGAAUGUUGUUCUAAUUGGCGAGCUGGAUUCGGAGAGAGAGGAACUUCCACCACACAUGACUCGUGUUUCGGCUGCAGAAAUCAAAAGUGCACAGAAAGCAGAACGAGAAGCGUCUGAUCUUAAAGGUACCAUGAGAAAAAGAAUGGAGUUCCUUGAUAUGGAUUAAAGGAUUUUGCACCAAGUUCAUGGAGUUAUUCACUUGUCGUCCAUCCGCAAAUAUUAUAGCGGCAUCUUUUCUUUCUCGUCUUCUCCCUCAGGUUGUCUGGUGUUCGUAGAUGGUAGAGGUUUUAAAAUCCUUGGAAAUUAUAAUUGUAAUGAACAAUAGUUCAAAUUUGUUUCUGUAAUAUUUGUCUGAGUUGAAUAGAAGUAUCCCUUUACUUUUA